Molecule: messenger RNA, 3063 nt
Organism: Nematostella vectensis (starlet sea anemone)
Lineage: Eukaryota; Metazoa; Cnidaria; Anthozoa; Actiniaria; Edwardsiidae
Product: kinesin-like protein KIN-14R
Exons: 5
Coding region: 263-2716 (817 amino acids)
Biological process (GO): microtubule-based movement
Molecular function (GO): ATP binding; microtubule motor activity; microtubule binding
Source: RefSeq, a predicted model, not a curated record
UUUGCAAACUAUGCCAUUUUGGGUCUUCAAGCUUGAAUAAUGAAUUGAAAAUUUCGAGAAAUUUGAUCAUCGAUGCUAAAUAAUGACAGGAUCAGGCUCGACUGUAUUGUCCCUUGUUGUUAGUUUGUUUAGAGUGGCUUUGCAUCUCUGAACUAACUAAAUUUCAAGUUUGUUUUCCAAACCGAUCAUCUAAUCGCAAUCGAAUGAAUUCAAAUGAACAGUCUUUUGAUAUUUUUGCAACUGAAAAUCUUGGUUCUUCACCAUGGGAAAUGGAAGUUCUGCAGCUACAGGGACUGAGAAAAUUGUCCAAGUUCAGCCAAGAGUUGGUGCAGCAAAUUCAUUUUCACAACCGCAGCAACCAAGUUAUGGUUUUGUAAACAACAACCAGCAACUGAAUUAUUACAACAGGCAACAUGAAAUUGUGAACACGGAUUGCGGGCCGGACGAACUAGACGAGGGAAUAGAGAGUGCUUUAGCUCCCCAAGUAAGAGACUUUGGUCUAGAAACUCAUAAACCGAGACUUGAGAGACACCAUGGGAAAAAAGAGAAACAGAGGCAUAGUGAGACGAGGCCUAAAGGAAAUAACAACAGGGCUACAAGUGCUAAUGAUGAAAUUGUGUUUGAAGUGUUCCAUGAUCAGCGUAGUGGCCGGGAGUAUACUGUCAUUAAUAAGGACGGCACAAGAUUUUACUUGGAUUCAUGGGCAACAGAUGAAUGGCAGCCCUUCCCAGAUGAGUGGUUAUCCUGUGGAUUUAUCCAGAGCAAUGACAGGAACAAUCCCCAAUCUCAGAAUGUUUCCACAAGUGAUGUAAGACUCGAUGAGACUGGGAACAGCUCCACAAAUGAUAUGAAUGAUGACCGCUUGGGUUUCCUGGACCACCCUACAAAAGGACAUCUUAUGACAUACUUUUUUGAGGAGCAUCGUAAUGUGCACUGCAUGUUCGACCCAGCGUCUGGUACUUGGUUUAAGCUGCCAUUGAGCUGGGAGCUGCAUUCCCCGCCAAUCAAGGAAAUGAUUGACAGCAUCCAGGACACACUGCCGACCUGGACUGACAGGCAUGAUAUCCUUGCGAUGUUACGGCAGUGCAACUAUAACAGCGAAGAGGUGGUGUCAACUUAUUUGUCCAUUUUACAUGGGGAUUAUUGGCAAAAACGAAUAGAGAAAUCUAAUCCUGUGAUAGGGGAAUCUGACCUUGCACUAGAACAUAAAAAUUCUGAGAUCACAAGACUCAAAAGAAAAGUGACUGACCUAGAAGCGGCCUUAGAAUCUAAAGAUUCCCUACUUGAGCAGAGUCUAGAUGUUGAGAGACGAUUGAAGUAUCAUUUAGAUGAGUCUGACUCAACAAUAAAUGAUCUUUAUUCCAAAGUCACAGGUCUUAAAAGAGAGUUAAUCGUUGCAGAAAAGAAACUCACUGAAGCAAAGCCUACUACUCCCAAAUCAACACCAAUGCAAUCCCCUAUGAAAGCAAACAUCUCAAUGAAAACAGCUUCUUCAGUCAAAAUGUCUUUCAAGUUGCUAUUCAAUGAGGUUGGUCAUCUUCGGGAAGUGUUUUCUAGAGGCAGAUCUGAAGUGAUAGAAACCUUGCAGCAAGCAUCAAAAGCUAUUAACAGCUUACAACUCAAUAAUAAAUCACAUGACAGCGAAAUAGAAGAAUUAAAAGCCCUAUACCAUAAAGAGGCUCUUCACAGAAAACUCCUCUAUAAUAAAUUACAAGAGUUGCGUGGAAAUAUCCGGGUAUUCUGUAGGUGUAGGCGUGACCCUACUGUAGAGGUUGCUGUGACUUUUCCUUCCGACCAGGAAAUCCAGGCUGUUGGCCCAUCAGGCCGAAAGACAUUCAUGUUUGACAGAGUUUUUACUCCGGACAGCACUCAGGAACAGGUUUUUGAGGAUACACUGCCACUCAUUGCAUCUUGUGUUGAUGGCUAUAAUGUCUGUAUAAUGGCAUAUGGGCAAACAGGGGCUGGGAAAACCUUCACCAUGAUGGGGCCUGAAGAUAACCCUGGAGUGAAUGUUAGGUCUAUACUUGAACUCUUGCGAGUUUGUAACGAGAGACCCAAUGUGGAUUACACCUUGUCCUUGUCUAUGCUUGAGGUGUAUAACGAGACACUGAAGGACCUUUUAGAAGAGUUCGGCUCUGGUGGUGGAACCCAGCUAAGUAUUCAGCUAAAAGGGAAGCAAGUUGUUGUGCCGCAUCUGACGGAGAUACAGGUCAACUCGGCCAAGGCUAUCAGGACUAUCAUGGCCAAAGGUGAUGCAAACAGAUCAGUUGGUGCCACGAAGAUGAACACGAGUAGCUCACGAUCCCACCUUGUUCUCAUCCUGCACAUUAACGGAGUCGACAAAAUAUCCCACGCGAUCACACACAGCACUCUAACUCUAGUCGACCUCGCCGGCUCGGAGAGAAUUUCAAAGACAGAGGCCACCGGGCAAAGGCUUGUAGAAGCCGCAGCGAUAAACAAGUCGCUCUCUGCUCUAGGUCAAGUGUUCACAGCACUACGGACCAACGCCAUGCAUGUCCCUUACAGGAAUUCUAAACUGACUCAGCUUUUGCAAGGGUCUUUAGGGGGUGAUGGGAAGGCAUGUAUGUUUGUUAAUGUUAGCCCUGCAGAGUGGAACCUUAGUGAGACAAUUAGUACUCUGCAGUUUGGGGCAGGAGCCAAACAGGUGCAGCUAGGGAAAGCUACUCAAAAUAUCACCAGAGCUCCAGUCAAAUGAAAUAUUUCGAUGUCGCACAAGUAACUAGAAAGGAAUUAGAGUGUUUUUCAUUAAACCGUGAAACAAAGUGUGGUAGUCAAACAAACGAUAAUAGUAAAACACAAAAGAGAACAAUAAAAUCAGAUCGAAAUAAAGUGUAAUACGCUAAAGUGUAGUUCACGGGUUAAUAAAAAUCACUCUACUAGCUAGUUACUACUUUUCUUGCUGGUCUUCGUGGUCCUAGCGUGAUCGCUCCUGCCAUCGAAGAGGAGCUCAGUCCUGCCGUCCAAGAUGAAACCAAGGACGAGCCACCGAGCGUAUAUUAUAGUGAAUGCAAUCUUAUAUUAAAAAUUCCAUGUGAAAACUGU